AUGGCCGAGACAGUGGAUCCUUCGACUAACGACGUUGCCCCUCAGACCGCGGCAGCCGCAGCGGCUUCCCCCGGAGAAGACGCUGCUGGGACGCAGGAUGACGACAACGCGAUUUCUAUCGCGGCAGAUGAAGCAGAAACUACCGAUGCAGCGAGUAUCCAGGAGCGAUUAUCCCGCUAUACAGCAUCCCUUUCAUCCAGUGUUGUCGAUUAUCCUAUGGAAUAUGGCCGGCGAUAUCAUGCGUACCGUCCAGGCUCAUACAUCCUGCCCAACGAUGAAAUCGAAAUUGAACGGCUGGAUAUGGCGCACGCCAUGAUGGUCAAGGCGAUUGGCAGUCGACUUUUCCUUGCCCCACUUGAGAAGGAAAAGAUUCAUCGGAUCCUUGACAUAGGCACAGGCACUGGCAUUUGGGCCGUGGAGAUGGGGGAUAUCUUCGAUAAUGCCGAAGUCAUCGGGACUGAUUUGAGCGCCAUUCAGUCCGAGUGGGUACCUCCUAACGUCAAGUUCAAAAUCGACGACGUCGAGAGCCCUUGGAUUCAAGAUGAGAAGUUCGAUUACAUUUUUUGCCGCUUCAUGGCUGCUUCCAUUGCCGAUUGGCCAAAGCUUAUUGAAAACAUCUACAACAAUCUGAACCCCGGAGGCUGGGCGGAGUUCCAUGAGAUGGACCCUGAGAUCUACUCUCAGGAUGGGACGUAUACGAAGAAUCACGCAACCUGGCCAUGGAAUCAAGCCUUCCUUCAAACUAUGAAUAGCAUCGGCCGCGACCCAUGCCCAGGACCUAAAGUGGAGAAUUGGGUGAGAAAUCAGGGAUUUGAAAAUGUUUUCCAUGAAGUGUAUAAGAAUCCUCUUGGUCCCUGGCCUAAAGACCCAUACUACAAGGACCUCGGAACUCUCAACCUAGCACAGAUGUUAGAAGGCCUCGAGGGGUUCACUCUAAGGGUAUUUUGCGGCGUUCUUGGGCGAACAAGGGAGGAAGUUCUCGUUGAAGUCGCCAAAGUACGCAAGGAGAUGCAAACCCGCGCCUAUCAUGGGUUGUACGACAUUCACGUUGUUUAUGGACAAAAGCCGCUUCACUCCGAGACAGCCCAAUCAUCGCAAUGA
Messenger RNA from Colletotrichum siamense, 1101 nucleotides. Its product is annotated as Secondary metabolism regulator LAE1. The transcript has 8 exons. NCBI's taxonomy places the organism in Eukaryota, Fungi, Ascomycota, Sordariomycetes, Glomerellales, Glomerellaceae. The coding region runs from base 1 to 1101 and encodes 366 amino acids. The record is from RefSeq and is a predicted model, not a curated record. Gene Ontology annotation, molecular function: methyltransferase activity.